GCGGCAGCGCCUCUCUGCUCCGGGAGCCUCCCGGACGCUCCCACGGAGGAGGGAGGAGGAGGGAGAGGGCAGAUAAAGCAGGGAACGCAGAGUCGGAUUUCAGUUUGGAGCUGGUGGAUCUGGUGCUUAUUUCUAGUAGCGUGAAUUAUGAGGUAAACAGACCCCAUAGGCUGCAAGAAAGUACUGACUGGGGUAAGGGCGUAGCAAAGAAAGGAGAAAAGGAGAGCAAAUAAAGUGGAGCAAGAUGAGCGCGGAAGGCACCACUCACUUCAGGCGAAUGGCGGUCAGGAGGAAGUCCCACCAAUCCUGUCUCCUGCCCGGGACCCCCCGCCCCUGGAUCCGGCCCGCUGCUUGCUCAGGACCGCCGGACUCGGCUGCCUGCGAGAACAUUACCAAGGACGCCACAGGUAACAGUUCAUGUCCAAAGAUAAUUAUCGUUUCAUCUCCUUGCCCAUCAAGCAAGACUGACACACCAGUUAAUCAGAAUGUUUGUGAUGAGCCUCAGGGAAUAAAUGGAAAAGCACUAAUUAAAGUGUCCCCAAAUUCAACUGCAAGUCCAAAGCCACAAGUGCCUCCAAAACCAUUACAUCUGCAGAAUUCACCGAUAUCCAAGUAUAAAGCUUUACUUAAUAUAAAACCAAGAAUGGAGGAAGUUAAUUCUGUCCCUGCUUCUUUUCUCUCAAAAGAAAAACCCAGUAAGGUAUCAGAUCUCAUCAAUCACUUUGAAGGAGGCAGCUCAUCAUCCAAUUCUACUGAUUUCAAGAAAGAACCUUCUGUUAGUCAAACUGUUUCUAGAGCUCAAGGAAGACAUGGGUUGAUAACAGUCCUUCAGCCAAAACUUCUAUCUCAACAUCCACAACAGGAAACCAAUACAGAUCAAACUCAGGAUGCACAGAAAUACACAGCCAAUGGUAUGAUUGGAACACAAAAAGAGAUGGAAUGUGAAGACAAUAAAUUCCACACUGAUGGUUCUAAUCAGAUUUUGAAACCAGCCAUUUAUAAUAGCUUAGCAAAUGGAGAAAAGGACAGAAUUGCUACCAAUUCUUCUUUACCCACAACAAAUAUUUGCAGAGUAAGUGCUGUAAAUAGUUGUUACAGGACUUCAAGUAGAAACCCCUUGCUUUUGUUGGAAAAGGAACACAAAGAAAUGAAAGCCAUUCUGGAAGAGAAAAAAGAUGAAGAAAGCUCACUUGAACUUGAGAAGCAGAAUCUAUCCACAGAAAUUAAGGAGACAAAUGAACAGAAACUUCACAAAAUUGCCACUGAACUCUUGCUUACAGAAAGAGCCUAUGUUAAUCGACUUGACCUUUUAGACAAGAUAUUUUAUUGCAAACUGUUGGAAGAAGCUAAUCGAGGCUCGUUUCCAACAGAGAUGGUGAACAAGAUAUUUUCUAAUAUUUCUUCAAUAAAUGCAUUCCACAGCAAAUUCCUUUUGCCAGAACUGGAAAAACGAAUGCAGGAAUGGGAAACCACUCCUAGAAUUGGUGACAUUCUACAGAAGUUGGCUCCUUUCCUCAAAAUGUAUGGAGAGUAUGUGAAAGGCUUUGAUAAUGCAAUGGAAUUAGUUAAAACCAUGACUGACCGGAUAGCUCAAUUUAAAUCAGUAAUUGAAGAAAUUCAGAAACAAAAGAUCUGUGGGAGUUUAACACUGCAGCAUCACAUGCUAGAACCUGUGCAGCGAAUUCCUAGAUAUGAGUUGCUCCUUAAAGAUUACCUAAAGAAAUUGCCCCCUGAUUCCCUAGACUGGAAUGAUGCUAAAAAAUCACUUGAAAUUAUCUCUACUGCAGCAAGCCAUUCCAAUAGUGCAAUACGGAAAAUGGAUAAACUUAAAAAGCUGUUAGAGGUUUAUGAGAUGUUGGGAGAAGAGGAAGACAUUGUUAAUCCCUCAAAUGAGCUUAUACGAGAAGGACAGAUCCUUAAACUUGCUGCUAGAAACACUUCAGCUCAGGAACGUCAUCUUUUCUUAUUCAACAACAUGUUGCUGUAUUGUGUACCAAAAUUCAGCUUGGUGGGAUCUAAAUUCUCCGUUCGAACUAGAGUUGGUAUUGAUGGAAUGAAAGUUGUAGAAACCCACAAUGAAGAAUACCCACAUACAUUUCAGAUAUCUGGAAAAGAACGCACACUAGAACUACAGGCCAGUUCUGAGCAAGACAAAGAAGAAUGGAUCAAGGCACUUCAAAAUACUAUUGAAGCUUUCCAUCAAAGGCAUGAAACCUUCAGAAAUGCUAUAGCAAAAGAUAAUGACAUGCAUUUGGAGGUUUCUACUGCUGAGCUUGGGAAAAGGGCCCCCAGAUGGAUUCGGGACAAUGAAGUAACAAUGUGUAUGAAAUGCAAAGAAUCUUUUAAUGCACUGACAAGGAGAAGGCAUCAUUGCCGAGCAUGUGGACAUGUGGUCUGUUGGAAAUGUUCUGACUAUAAAGCUCAACUUGAAUAUGAUGGUGGUAAAUGGAACAAAGUUUGUAAAGACUGCUAUCAAAUAAUAACUGGAUGCACAGACAGUGAAGAAAAGAAAAGGAAAGGAAUCUUAGAGAUUGAAUCAGCAGAGGUAUCUGGAAACAGUGUCAUUUGCAGUUUUCUUCAGUAUAUGGAAAAGUCUAAGCCCUGGCAAAAAGCUUGGUGUGUGAUCCCUAAACAAGAAGCUCUCGUACUCUACAUGUAUGGUGCUCCACAGGAUGUCAAAGCUCAAGCAACCAUCCCACUCCUGGGCUACACAGUAGAUGAUACACCAAGGAAUGCUGAUCUCCCUCAUAGUUUCAAACUGACUCAAUCAAAGUCUGUGCAUAGCUUUUCUGCAGACAGUGAGGAACUAAAACAGAAAUGGUUGAAAAUCAUCCACUUAGCUGUCAAAGGUGAGACAUCAGAGUGUCCAAAUGAACUACAAGUCACUGAAAAUGAUCAUCCUGGACUAACAAAGUCAGAGUGCUGAGUUGUUGUCCUGUUGUUGGUGGUUGGGAGUGGGGAAAGGAGGAAGCCAUGUGAUGAAGCAAAUGAAGGGGGAAAAAAAACCACAAGAAAAUAAGACAUUCCCAGCAACCCUCCAUCUUUUAGCACUUUAUUUUGAAAAUGCAGGUUUAUAAGCAAAUUUUGGGAUAUGAGGGGAAAGGGUGUGCUAAGAACAGACUAUUUUCCUAAACUGUAUCAUUAACAAAGUUGUUGUAGAGUCAUUUCACUGAUAAUUUUUUAUUAAUGUGAAAAAUGAAACAUCUUUAAGAAUUC
Messenger RNA from Sarcophilus harrisii (Tasmanian devil), 3216 nucleotides. It is a transcript of the gene FGD4, whose product is annotated as FYVE, RhoGEF and PH domain containing 4. The record is from RefSeq and is a predicted model, not a curated record. Bases 245 to 2926 code for a protein of 893 amino acids. The transcript has 17 exons. Gene Ontology annotation, biological process: filopodium assembly; cytoskeleton organization. Lineage: Eukaryota; Metazoa; Chordata; Mammalia; Dasyuromorphia; Dasyuridae. Gene Ontology annotation, cellular component: cytoplasm. Gene Ontology annotation, molecular function: guanyl-nucleotide exchange factor activity; metal ion binding.